Messenger RNA from Hippopotamus amphibius kiboko, 1038 nucleotides. It is a transcript of the gene ARF3, whose product is annotated as ADP ribosylation factor 3. Gene Ontology annotation, cellular component: plasma membrane; cytoplasm. Gene Ontology annotation, biological process: intracellular protein transport; vesicle-mediated transport. NCBI's taxonomy places the organism in Eukaryota, Metazoa, Chordata, Mammalia, Artiodactyla, Hippopotamidae. The transcript has 7 exons. The record is from RefSeq and is a predicted model, not a curated record. Gene Ontology annotation, molecular function: GTPase activity; GTP binding. The coding region runs from base 311 to 877 and encodes 188 amino acids.
UAUCCCGGUCUGGGGGUGAGGGUGCGCUGCACAGCUCCUGUCGCCGUCGCGGCUUCCGGUGCUAGGUGGAGGGAAGGAAGGAGGGAGCCGGGAGCGGGGCCAGGGGAGCCGCAGCGCUGAAAUCGGCUGAGGGAGGCGGAGAGAGUGGAGCGAGAGCCCAGCGAAACCUGCGGGGGCGGAGGCGGCGGCCGCAGCGGCAGAGCUGGGAGCAGGAACAGGAUCAAGUCCUCUAUACCAGGGACCGGGCCAAAAGCAGACUGCUACUGCCCCCGCUGCACUCUGCUACCCUCAGAAAGCGGCUGCUGUGAUCAUGGGUAAUAUCUUUGGAAACCUUCUCAAGAGCCUGAUUGGAAAGAAGGAGAUGCGCAUCCUGAUGGUGGGCCUAGAUGCCGCAGGGAAGACCACCAUCCUGUACAAGCUAAAACUGGGCGAGAUCGUCACCACCAUCCCCACCAUUGGGUUCAACGUGGAGACAGUGGAGUACAAGAACAUCAGCUUCACAGUUUGGGAUGUGGGUGGCCAGGACAAGAUUCGGCCUCUCUGGAGACACUACUUCCAGAACACCCAAGGGUUGAUAUUUGUGGUCGACAGCAAUGAUCGGGAGCGAGUAAAUGAGGCCCGGGAGGAGCUGAUGAGGAUGCUGGCAGAGGAUGAGCUCCGGGAUGCUGUGCUCCUUGUCUUUGCAAACAAACAGGAUUUGCCUAAUGCUAUGAACGCUGCUGAGAUCACAGACAAGUUGGGCCUGCAUUCCCUGCGUCAUCGCAACUGGUACAUUCAGGCCACCUGUGCCACCAGCGGGGAUGGGCUGUACGAAGGCCUGGACUGGCUGGCCAAUCAGCUCAAAAACAAGAACUUCGGAGCAGACCUUCGUCCUUGAUGUGCAGCUGCCAUGGGACAGUGUUUAAUGACCUGUGCUAAGAAUGGAGUCAAACCACAGUACUGAGGGAGAGACCAGGGAAUCUAUUUCUAGGAUGCUCUGUAAUCCUGUGGGAUAACCAUAGAGUACCGCGUGGGGUAGUGAGAGUUGGGGAGUGUGUA